Messenger RNA from Penaeus vannamei (Pacific white shrimp), 886 nucleotides. The record is from RefSeq and is a predicted model, not a curated record. NCBI's taxonomy places the organism in Eukaryota, Metazoa, Arthropoda, Malacostraca, Decapoda, Penaeidae.
GUGCCUCCGCAUGUCCGGGGUAUGGGUGCCCCCCGUCGCCGUCUCGGGCACAGAGGUCAAAUUCACCUGCCACUACGAGACGAGUCCUUCGGUCAACGACACCCUGUACUCGCUCAAGUGGUAUCGAGGGCACGACCAGUUCUACGAGUACAUACCCAAAAAUAAACCGCCGAUGAAGGUCUACGAGAGCGCCCACGUGCAUGUCGACAAAUCCCAGAGCGACGCGAACACUGUGGUUCUGAAAGGAAUUACACGUGAAACUUCAGGGAGCUUUCAGUGCGAAGUGAUGGGCGACAAACCCCUUUUCGAGACGGAUAACUACACGAAGAACAUGACGGUUGUCGACAUACCCACCUGGGGCCCAAGGCUGACCCACAGACCCCUGAGCUCGAAAGUGGGCGUGCAGGACAUCAUCCAGGCCCGGUGUGAGGUGGGCCCCUCCGACCCGCCCACGGAGAUCACGUGGCUCAUCAACCGCACGCCCGCGCCGCCCUACGCCCGCGUCGAGACCUACAAGAACGAGAACCGCGUCCAUGUGUCGCCGGGGAAUUUUCAACAAAUGAACCCAGUUGGAGGACUCAUGGCGGACGAUAAACAAAACAAUGAAGAGAUGAGCACGAUAGACAUAGUGCUCCUUCAUCCCUUACACACUCACAUUGCGCCGUCUUCGUUUACACACCGAGUGGAUCACCGGCCCCUCUGUGCGGAGAGAUUCAUCAAAGGCAGCUGCAACAUUGACAUUUGCAACACUGACCGCUGUGACAAUGGCCGUGCAGACGAAGCAACAGACUCCUGGCCAAGGUUCGCCCUGGCCGCUCAUCAGACGACUCUAUUGUGUGGAUAUUUUUAUUGCAUCACUAACGGAGAGCUCUCUGAGUACUUCUAG